GGUGCUCGUUGCGCCGACUGUUGCAAGUGGCGUAAUGUGCGUCAGAUGAUUAUACAUUAUAUUCUUAUAAUAUACAUAUUAUUAUCAUCAAAGAAAAUAAUAAAUGAUUAUAUAUAUGUUAAAUGCAGAUAUGUACAUAAUCGAAUUUAAGAUUUAAGCUAGAAAAUUUUUAAAUAAAAUUAUUAUUAUUAUUGUAAAAGAUGGGAAAAAAAGAAAGAAGAAAGUCAUUAGUGAAGGAUUCAAAUGCAGCCACAAAGUCAAAAGAACAGGAGCAGUUAUAUUUAAUUCAAAUUAAAGAUUUGACAUCAAAACUGGAAAGGAGAAAGCAAUUGGUUGAAGAACUGCAGCAGGUUAAUAAUGAGUACAAGAAAAAGUAUGAGAGAGAAGUUAAGGAUAAAGAAGAUAUUGUUGCUUACUUGAAGCAUACCAUUGAAAAUUUUACGGUGGAAAUGAAUCACCUUCGAGAAAAAAUUAUCGGAUUGCAGAAAGAACAUGAGACAGAAAAGAAGAAUUCUGAAAAUAAAUUAAUUUCAUUGGAAAAAGAAUGUAAUCAAGCUUUGGAGAAUCUAAAGGAGGAAAAUCUAACAUUAAGUAAAUGUUUAUCUAAUUUGGUUAUUUUUGUUAUUGAAUUAUCGAGAGGAAAAUAAUAUUUCUCGGAGCUUUAUGUUAAAAUUAAUGUUUCUAAUGAGAAAUAAUUACAAAUUACAAUUAUUUUUCAUUUUUUCCUCCCAUUUUUGACUCUUUCUGCCCUUUGGCUAUCUUACCCACAGACCAGAAACCAUGGCACAUUAUAACUUCAUGGGGUCCAGGCAAAUUUGAAUUAGGGGCCUCCAAUGUUCUGUGUUGACUUCAGAUCUUUUUCUUCAGGGGAAUUUUUUGGGGGGAAUCCCCUUGAUAUCCUAAUUAAUUUUUUAAUGGGCCCUGUGGAUAGUUAAGUUAUGAACUGCACCACACCAACAAUCUAGAUUCUGGAUAUGGCCCAAAUUUAAAUUUUGAUACUCUUGCUACAGUAAUGAGUUUAUAAAAGAUUGAUUUGAGAUCCCCUGUUGGUGGGACCCCAGACAAUUGC
This is a messenger RNA of Centruroides sculpturatus (bark scorpion), 1069 nucleotides long. RefSeq lists its product as uncharacterized. Gene Ontology annotation, cellular component: ciliary basal body; cilium. Lineage: Eukaryota; Metazoa; Arthropoda; Arachnida; Scorpiones; Buthidae. The record is from RefSeq and is a predicted model, not a curated record. The transcript is spliced from 2 exons. Gene Ontology annotation, molecular function: microtubule binding. Bases 201 to 647 code for a protein of 148 amino acids.